UGGUGCAUUUGAAGCGUACGCUACCACCUAGUUAUGAUUAUCAGUUUAUUUUAAUGACUGAUUGUUGUCGGUUACUUUCUUGACUUAAUAUUUCCCUUCCAGAUAACCUAAAACUGCACCUCACACUCCCUAUGCCCACAAGGUACAUUUAAGCUAAACGCAAACUUACCAUCAUUUGAACCUUAAAAUCGAAGCGAAAUGGCUCGUAUCGACUUCAUAUCUAGGUUACGACUAUUCAAAGUCCUACAUCGAGUAUCAGUUUAUGGGAAUAGACUUGAAGCAACCAAAUUGAUGAUACCAGUAGCUUCACGUCCUGCGUCAUUUUUUUCUUUCAUCCGAUCAAAGCUUGAUGAAGCUGCCUCUAAACAGUCCAAAGGUUUUCAGGAUGUACCAAAUGACAGUGAGUGGUUAGAUGCAGUUCAAGAAGUUGAAAAAUCGGAAUUAAUAAAUUUGAAAGGAUCUGAUACUAAUAUGACUAGAACAGAACUUCGAAAAUGGAAGAAACGUGCAUUUCUUCAUAUUUUAGAAAUGUUUAUUCAGCGAGCAGGACCAACUCGUAAAGGAUUCACAUCAUUUAUUCAACAAGCAUUGAAUAAAAUGACUGAUUAUGAAGUUAUGUAUGAUUUAGAUUGCUACAAAGCAAUCAUUCGUUUAUUUCCUACUGGACGAAUGAAUGUGAAACGUUUUUUUCAAGCUGAUUUUAAUCAUUUUCCGAAACAACAACAAGUUAUGAUUGAUUUAAUAAAUCAAAUGGGAAGAUAUCAUGUUCUGCCAGAUGAUGAAGUUGGUCAAAUGAUUAUCGACAUUUUCGGUUGGCGUAAUCAUGCUAUGCAAACUUAUCGUGGUCUUAUGUAUUGGAUGCCUAAACUAUAUUAUAGUAAUCCAUGGACAGUACCACUUCGAAUCGCUGAUGAUCUUGAUUUGGAUCCUAUUAAAUUAGGAUGUUUAAUUGCCGAAAGAAUAUGCCCUGAUAGGAUGACAGAAUUCACAGUUGUACAGAUGGCAUCAUCUAAUUCUGACAGAUCAGAUUCAUUGAUUAGUGCUCAAAGUCCUGAACAACGUGCAUUACUAGCAUUUUGUACUAAUAAAUCAAUUCGUACCAAUCAACAUGAUCAUGCUCAAUGUAUGAAAGCAACAAUUUAUUUAGAUGGACCACAUUAUGUAUGGUUUAAUAAUUUACAAGCGGCUUAUUACACUUUAUGGACAGAAAUCGAUGCUGAUCGAUUAAAAAACGAAACGAAUACAGUGCAAGCUAGUCAAGUACCAAAACAUACUGCAGAUGAACCUUAUAAUCUUUCAUUCUUUAAUUAUUCAAAGGAUAGUUCAAAUAUAGUAUUGAAUAAUUCUGAUUCUCAAAAUUUAAAUCGUUCUCUUUUGCCACACAUAAGUCUUCUUCCUACAAUGAAUUCAACUGAUACUACUGAAUUACGCCAUUAUAAUGAUGAUAAUGUUACUACUACUACUACUACUACUACCAAAUUCAUUAGUAAAUGUGAACCGGAAUUCGAUAAACGUUGGCUUACAAUUCGUCAAAGUCAUGUGUAUAAAUAUUUACCAUCAAAUCUUUGUCAACAUGAACAAGGUGAAGGUACAAUACUUGCUGUUGGAGUUGUUGUACCUAAACCAGAUGCUUUAGAUAAUCAAAAAAAAUUAUAUGAUUGGGAAGUUUCCAACAGGAUUCAACAUACAGAUUCACAAGAUUAUGAACAAAAAAAGACUCGCGAAGAAAGAUCUAGUUUACCGCAAAUUCCAUCACCUGCUUCGUCUACACUUAUUCGUCUUUGGUUAAAUGAAUUACAAGCUAAAAAUCCAUGCUUUAAUGAUGCUACAUUAGUUAUUCGAGUUCCGAUGAAUAUUGAUCCGAACCAAAAAUCCGAAGAUAAUCAUGAUACUCAUGAUGGUGUGCAUUUAGACGAUCAAGAUAUUAAUAUAAAGUAUCAAUCAUAUAGUCAGUGAACAUAUCACAUGAUGUAAAUAAAUUGUUUACAUUUUUUUCAAAAAAAUAAGUAAUAAUUAUGUUGAAUCAAAUGUACAUAUGAACCUCUCUAUUGAUUCCUAGUUUUAUCAAUGCAAUAUUUUCUGUAUACUAAUGAACCAAUUUCUUGAAGUAUAUAUUCUUCCCUUACUCUUUUUAUUACACAUAAUGCUUAUCGUCUUGUAUGUUAGAGUAACAUUGAUCAAGUGGCGAUUAUGAUCUAAUGAUAUUUUGUGAUUCUUAUUAAUGUAUCUUUGUUUAAUUUCUUCAAAGUUUGACAGUGCAACAAGUUAGCACUAUGUAAUUUUUUGAUAUGUUGCAGUUUGUUUUACUGUUUACUUUCUAGUUUUUCUCAAGAUCAGAUGAUGUCAAAAGGCUAUCUGGAUUCUUAAUAGACAUAUGAUAAAUAUUA
Molecule: messenger RNA, 2387 nt
Organism: Schistosoma turkestanicum
Lineage: Eukaryota; Metazoa; Platyhelminthes; Trematoda; Strigeidida; Schistosomatidae
Source: the annotation of a GenBank genome assembly